Messenger RNA from Naegleria gruberi, 1054 nucleotides. RefSeq lists its product as uncharacterized. The transcript has 2 exons. NCBI's taxonomy places the organism in Eukaryota, Heterolobosea, Eutetramitea, Acrasida, Naegleriidae. Gene Ontology annotation, molecular function: actin binding. Gene Ontology annotation, biological process: actomyosin structure organization. Bases 32 to 967 code for a protein of 311 amino acids. The record is from RefSeq and is a predicted model, not a curated record.
AAAAAAAACACAACUAAACACACUCACAAAUAUGUCCACUUAUAAAGACGCCUCUGAAGCUGUUCUCUAUGAUAAGAAUGGUUUGCCAAUCUAUGGUAUGGAUUUGGAAUUGUACAAGAAACAAGCCGGUAAAUACGAUUCUGACAAGGAAAGAGAAGUUCAACAAUGGAUCGAAUCUGUUGUUGGUGAAAAAUUUGCUUCCAACGAUUUCCAAGAAUCACUCAAGGACGGACACUUGUUGUGUAAAUUGAUCAACAAGAUUAAACCAGGUUCCAUUCCAAAAAUCAACCAAUCUAAAUUACCAUUCAUGCAAAUGGAAAAUAUUGGUUACUUUUUGAAAGCUGCUGCUGAUUUGGGUCUCCAAAAGCAUGAUGCUUUCAUGACUGUUGACUUGUACGAAUCAAAGAAUAUUCCACAAGUUAUUCAAUCACUUUUCAUUUUCGGUUCAGUUGUCCAAAAAUUGCCAGGUUACAAUUUGCCACGUUUAGGAUUAAAGUUGGCCGAUAAGAGAGAAAUUGAAUUCACUGAAGAACAAUUGAGAAAGGCCAAUGCUGAAGUUGGUCAACAAUAUAUGGCAAGUAUUAAGCACGAUACUGGUCGUUCAAUUUCCAGAGAAGUUGUCAAGACUCGUGAUACUGGUGAUGCUUCAGUUACUUCUCAAUUGAGUACUGCUUCCAUUAAACAUGACACUGGUCGUUCAAUUUCUAGAGAAGUUGUCAAGACUAGCUCUACAGGUGACAAGCGUUUCACUUCUCAACAAAAUGAAAAGUCAAUCUCACACGGUCAAGAUAGAUCUAUCAGUAAUGAAGUUGUCAAGAUUCAACCAUCUUCAUCCAAGAGUCCAACAACCUCCUCUGGAUCAAUGGAUGGUUUGGAAGAAUUGGAAAAAUUGGCCUCAUUGAGAGAUAAGGGAAUUUUGACUGAAGAAGAAUUCCAACAAAAGAAGAGACAAAUUCUCGGAUUGUAAAUCUCAUAUAAUCAAAGUACAAGUGAAUAGAAGAUUAUAUUCUUUUCUCAAAUAUAUUAAAUAUUAUAAAAUAGUUAAUUCAAUAUU